CUUUAUUUUGCAUGUGAUUUUAUGUGCUUAGUUUUUGUUGCAUUGUUGUUGUUGAAGGAAGGAAAUGUUGUUUUGCAUGUGAUGAUUUGUUGAAUAGGUGUUUUUGCUUAGGAUAUUUGAAGAUUUGUUGUGUUUUUUCUGGUAGGUGAGAGAUAUAGAUGUGCGGUGUUUGUAGAAAGAUAUGAAGGAAAAGUUCUGAGGCGUGGUCCUUGAGAAAGGGAUACUACAGAUCUAAAUUUUUCGAUGGAUCUGGGAGGCACUGGGAGUUCGUUCAAAGAAGUUCUUGAAUCACAUAUGAUAUUUCCAGAUUACGAGACAGCUAAGUCUAAAUCUGAGGCCAAUUGUAAUAAUACGUUCGUGAAAUCAAGGAUUUGUUCGGAUGGAAAGAAUGGAAAUAAUUCAAAGAAUGGUGUCUAUGAUCUACUUGAGUGCCCUGUUUGCAAGAAUUUGAUGUAUCCCCCAAUUCAUCAGUGCCCAAACGGCCACACAUUAUGUUCAAAUUGUAAGAUUGCGGUGCAUAACCGUUGCCCAACAUGUCAUCGUGAUCUCGGGAAUAUAAGGUGUUUGGCUUUGGAGAAGGUGGCGGAAUCAAUGGAGCUUCCUUGCAGAUAUCAAAAUCUAGGUUGUCAUGAUAUAUUCCCGUACCACACUAAACUAAAGCACGAACAAAAUUGUCGAUUUCGUCCAUACAAUUGUCCCUAUGCUGGAUCAGAGUGCUCUAUCAUGUGUGACAUUCCAACUCUUAUGGCACAUCUCAAGAAUGACCACAAGGUCGACGUACAUGACGGGUUCACCUUCAACCAUCGAUACGUCAAAUCAAAUCCUCAUGAAGUUGAAAAUGCCACAUGGAUGCUAACUGUUUUCAAUUGUUUCGGAAAGCAUUUUUGCUUGCACUUCGAGGCGUUUCUACUUGGCACAGCUCCAGUUUAUAUGGCGUUUUUACGAUUUUUAGGCGACGAGAAAGAGGCAAAGAAAUUCAGGUAUAGCUUAGAGGUUGGUGGGAAUAGCCGCAAACUGACAUGGCAAGGAAUACCAAGGAGCAUCCGCGAGAGUCAUAGAAAAGUUCGCGAUAGUCAAGACGGACUCAUCAUUCAGAGAAACCUAGCUCUUUAUUUUUCCGGCGGCGAUAAACAACAAUUAAAGUUGAGGAUCACUGGUCGUAUAUGGAAAGAAGAAUGAAAAUAUGGCGAUAAACAACGAUUAAAGUCGAUGAUCAAUGGUCGAAAAUGGAAAAAAGAAUGUAAUUAUUUUAGGGAUGUCACCCAAUGAUUCUGUACAUUGUACAGAUCCUGAAACAUUUUAAAGAUUUUGGUCUGUGCAGAGAAUGAAGGUUUUAUUUGUCUUCAUAGGCUCUCAUAGACAUGAAAGGUAACAUUCAAGUUGGCAGUGAGGUUUAUGUUCUUUUAUUUUUAUUUAAAAUGACAUUAAUAUCGAAACUAAUAAAUGUGUGUUUUUGAAUGUGAAUUA
Messenger RNA from Vicia villosa (hairy vetch), 1467 nucleotides. RefSeq names its product E3 ubiquitin-protein ligase SINAT2-like. The transcript has 4 exons. Gene Ontology annotation, cellular component: cytoplasm. The record is from RefSeq and is a predicted model, not a curated record. Gene Ontology annotation, molecular function: zinc ion binding; ubiquitin protein ligase activity; protein binding. Bases 244 to 1179 code for a protein of 311 amino acids. Lineage: Eukaryota; Viridiplantae; Streptophyta; Magnoliopsida; Fabales; Fabaceae. Gene Ontology annotation, biological process: ubiquitin-dependent protein catabolic process; multicellular organism development.